Molecule: messenger RNA, 767 nt
Organism: Corapipo altera (White-ruffed manakin)
Lineage: Eukaryota; Metazoa; Chordata; Aves; Passeriformes; Pipridae
Product: SNARE-associated protein Snapin-like
Exons: 4
Coding region: 316-678 (120 amino acids)
Biological process (GO): regulation of synaptic vesicle exocytosis; intracellular protein transport; endosome to lysosome transport
Cellular component (GO): BORC complex; synaptic vesicle; BLOC-1 complex
Molecular function (GO): SNARE binding
Source: RefSeq, a predicted model, not a curated record
AGAGGGCUGAGGAAUAGGAAGGGGCUGAGGGAAGGAAGAGGUUGAGGGAACGAGGGAAAGCCCUAAAAAAGUGGAGGGAAAAAAGCCAAAAAAACAAGGUGAAAGGACCCCAACCGUGUUGUUUUAACCGUUCUGUAAUGGACGGGGUUGGGAUUUGUGGCCUGUCUGUCAGCGGUGCGGUUGUGCCUCUAGAUGUUCCUGAGCUGAGGCUCAUCUGUCCCCACUCGGGACUACAUUGCCCAUCAGCCCCCGCGGCCUUUCCCACCCCGGCGGACUCGGUUUCCCAGCAGCCCCCGCAGCGCGCGAGGGGUCAAGAUGGCGGUGGGGAGCGGCCCCGCGGCCCGGGAGCUCUUCGCUGAGGGGCUGCUGCAAUUCCUGCGCCCCGCCGUGAGACAGCUCGACCAUCACGUCCACAGCGUCAGGGAGAGCCAGGUGGAGCUGCGGGAGCACAUCGACAGCCUGGCCACAGAGCUUUGCCGCAUCAACGAGGACCAGAAGGUGGCCCUUGACCUCGACCCCUACGUGAAGAAGCUGCUCAACGCCCGGCGCCGGGUGGUGCUGGUCAACAACAUCCUGCAGAACGCCCAGGAGCGGCUACGGAGGCUGAACCACAGCGUGGCCAAGGAGACCGUGCGGAGGAGGGCGAUGCUGGAGGCUGGGGGCUACCAGGGCAAGUGAGAGCCAGGGGAGCAGGUAUCCCCGGGAUCACAGCCUUGGGAAUUAGGGGGGGUGUCCCUCCUCACCUGCCACAUGGGGAGCAGGGACCC